AUGAACGACCCCGACACCCUCCCCCCCAUCGACCUCCCCUCCCCUCCUACCACCAUCCUCACCUUGACCAAAUUCCACGCCACCCUCGCCACCCUCCUCCUCGCCACCACCACCACCGCCGACCGCCACGUCGCGCUGGUCAGCGCCCUCGCCUACGUCCACUUCUGGAGCGCCACCCUCGGCUUCGCCUGGUGGCCCGUGUUUCAUGUCCUGUGUUUGGGGCUGGUCGGGGCGUUGGUCGGCGAUAUGGUGCUGGUGGGGUUGCGGGUUGUGGAGGAGGGGGUGGUGGGUGGUGUGGAGGUUGGUGGUGUUGGGGGGGAGAAGGGGGGUAGGGGUGGUGGUGGUACUGGCAAUGGCUAUGGCUGGGUUUGGGGCUUGGAUCAGUUGGUGGGAGUGGCGGCCAUGGUUGUGGUUUCUGGGCCGCUCGGGCUUCUGGUCAUCAUCCUCUGCCCGGGUAUAGGCUGGUAUCUGCGCCGUGCCACCAGGGUUCUCAAGUGGGUAUUUCCGUAUACCGCCUCUGCUCUUUGGUUCAUUCUGAAGUGGCUGCUCCAGGAGUCUACGGGUGGUGUUGGUGUGGUUCUUCUGGGCGGUCAGGGCUAG
Molecule: messenger RNA, 600 nt
Organism: Chaetomium globosum CBS 148.51
Lineage: Eukaryota; Fungi; Ascomycota; Sordariomycetes; Sordariales; Chaetomiaceae
Exons: 3
Coding region: 1-600 (199 amino acids)
Source: RefSeq, a predicted model, not a curated record